AUGGCAUACCCGGUGCCUUGUAUCGGACCGCGAUCCGCGCUUAACGGCGCGUUUCUGGCAGGAAGCGUUCAUGCCCAGUUCUACAUGUCGGCGGCGGAUCAUCCGCAGACGGACGGGCAAACCGACCGCGUGAACCGUGUGCUCGUGGACUUGCUAAGCUACGCCCAGUCGUUUUACAACUGGAGCGAUUAUUUGUCGAUGGCCUAG
Phytophthora megakarya is the source of this 207-nucleotide messenger RNA. The record is from the annotation of a GenBank genome assembly. NCBI's taxonomy places the organism in Eukaryota, Oomycota, Peronosporomycetes, Peronosporales, Peronosporaceae.